GUGUCUCAGUGUUUAGUUUUAAAACGAACUUCCUUAUUCGCCUGGUCGUAGCUUUACUUACAGGGCGGUGAAUACCUGUGAGUGUGGUGAACUUAUUCCCUUCGUCCUUGUUUUUACUUAGAGGGCGGCGAGUAGAGCUGAAAUCUCAACGUUAAUAGGAAAAACAAACUCAAAAUGUCAGAACAACUACAUGUACACAAGGGUGGCGAUCAAGAUCAGUUUAUGACAACAGACGACGUUGAAAACGGUUGUCCCCAAUAUUACCACGCCUUUGUAUGUUACAACCCGGAUGGCGCCGACCUGCGGUUUGUAAAAGAUCUGGUUAACAAAUUAGAAAGUGAGCCAUAUAAUUUAAAAUUAUGUGUACCUGGUCGAAACGACUUACCUGGUGGUCCAACUCAUACCAUUAGUGCAAGUCUUAUAAAAGAUAGAUGCAGAAAAAUGUUGAUAAUUAUGUCACCACGAUAUCUACAGAGCGAGAUCUGUGAAUUCCAGACAAACUUUGCUGCCAGUUUGUCCCUACGUGCUCGAAGUAUGCGUCUUGUACCAUGUCUUAUAGAAGACUGCCAGAUUCCCAACGUUUUAAUACCUAUAGGCAUGUGUGAUUACACAAGAACGAAUAUACUGGACUGGACAUGGGAUAGACUUGUAUUUUCUUUAAUGGGAUCUCUUGAUUCAACAGAGUGGGAAAGAUCGCGAUCUGAACCCUCUUUACGGCUAUUACCGACUUUUAACCAAAUCAAUAAUAGUUAGCAGCUCCUUCAACUCCAAAAUCAAAUAGUUCAUCCUCAAGCUUCUCCAUAGUUUCCAAAAGUCUUCCCAGCAGCAGUUCAUCUUCAAGUAGCAGCUUCCCCACCUACAGCUUCCAGGAGUCUUUCCAACAACAGUUCAUCCUCAAGUAGCAUUUUCCCCACGGCUUCCAGGAGUCUUUCCAGCAGCAUUUAGGGUGUAACUUCAACUAUUCAUUAACCACUGAUCCGAUUGUAAUAUGCCUAGCGCUUCUACGAGACACAAGUUUUUAAUUCAUUUUCCUCAUCUCCCGGGAGUCUUCCCAAUGACUGAUUGGGUGCUCCUAAAUCCCUCUUGUGUAACUUCACCAGUGAUCCAACUGUAGUAUAACUAGGGACUUCCACUAGGCGCAAGUUUGUAAAUAAUGUUCCAUGUACUUUUAUAAACUAUAUAUGUUGCCAAUUUUAUCUCUAAUAGUAAUGACUGUCCAAAAUGGCAUUAUGGCCUUCUUUUCUUACACGGGAAGCGGGUAAGAUUAGAUAGUAGGUAAGACCGAGAUAUCGGCGAUACAAUAACACUGUUAUGAUAAUAAACGAAGUCUCGAUUAUCCAUUUUUACGGUAAAUCAUCAACAGUUAAACAUAUUUAAAUUUACCUAAUAUCCGAGUCAUCCAAUGGCAUCGAGAGUUGAUUAUGGUCUAGGUAAGUCAAUAAAUGUCUAAUCAACAAGCCAACAGUGAGGCCGGUGUACCUCCGCCGAAAUCACAAAAUAAAUAGAUGGCACAGGUUAAUUAAUUUCACGUUUACCUUUUUCAAAAGUAUGGAGCAAUCAAACUGAUUAUCUAUACUAAGUCUAAGCACAAAAUGUUCACGAUCAAACUCGAUAAGUUUAUUUAACUACCUGAUAGUGAAAAUUUAAAACCAAGUUUGAAUCAAGGUUAUCUUGUCCCAAGGCAUCGAACGAUGAUAUUGCUUAGCUCUGCUUAGCUUUAGUGGGAAAUGUUAAUCAUUGAACUCAGUCAAGACAUUUACCUAAUGGACUAGGCAGGAAAUUCUCAUCACCCAACUUAGUCAUGGUAUUGAUAUAAUGAAUACAUACUCGGAGUUUCAUUGCUCUCUCCCAAUAAGAACCCUAGUUAUCGUGUUCCAUGGUCUCAACCAAUCAAACUGCUUAUCUCUGCUUAGCCUACAUAAGUACUAAUGUGGAUUAAACCAUAAGAAAUCUGAUAUUUUCCGAGAAAUGUAAAUCAUGUAUAGUUACUUUAAGCCCCAACAUUUUAACAUUUUAAGUUUGUAAUUAAUUGCCUUUGUACAUUUUAACAUACGUGGUUUAAUAAAUAAAAUAUUAAAAUUAAUUUCAUUCACUCUCUACCGACUCAAUAGAAUAUCUUUAAACACAAGAUACUGUUUGGGAUAAGUUUUUAAUUAAUUAAUUGCUUUUGUACAUUUUAACAUUUUAACAUAUAUGGUGGUAUAGUAAAUAAAAUAU
This is a messenger RNA of Patella vulgata (common limpet), 2217 nucleotides long. Its product is annotated as myeloid differentiation primary response protein MyD88-like. Gene Ontology annotation, molecular function: TIR domain binding. Lineage: Eukaryota; Metazoa; Mollusca; Gastropoda; Patellidae. Gene Ontology annotation, biological process: positive regulation of canonical NF-kappaB signal transduction; MyD88-dependent toll-like receptor signaling pathway. Bases 175 to 753 code for a protein of 192 amino acids. The record is from RefSeq and is a predicted model, not a curated record. The transcript is spliced from 6 exons.